Molecule: messenger RNA, 1314 nt
Organism: Nicotiana tabacum (common tobacco)
Lineage: Eukaryota; Viridiplantae; Streptophyta; Magnoliopsida; Solanales; Solanaceae
Source: RefSeq, a predicted model, not a curated record
AUGACAUUUGAGGAAAUGGCCGACAAGUUCGUCACCGCCCAUGUUGGGGCCAAGAAAGCAGAAGCCAGAGUGAAUGAUAUAUUCAUCGUCAAACAAUCGCCUGGCGAAGGGCUCAGGGACUUCCUUGCCUUGUUCAAUAGGGUAAGAAUGAGCAUGACUAACAUAUCAGAAGGGAUAGCAGUAGCGGCCUUUCAAAAUGGGUUAAAUAGGAACGGAUCGAGGGCGACAAGAAAAUUACUAAAUAGACUCAUGAAAUACCCUCCCACCACCUGGGAAGAAAUUCACAAUGCUUACUAUGCCGAGGUGAGAGCAGAUGAGGACGACCUUAAUGGUCCAACCCAACGACUAACGACAGUCCAAAUGGAAUCAAGGAAAGAUCGUCGGAACGACAGCCGAAGAGAUCAAGAAGGUCCACACCUCAACCGGGAAAGGCACCAACCGUACAUCAGAACGACUGCCCUACUACCUCUCCGCCAAGCUGAAGGGUCGUCCAGGCCACAAACGGGAACUCACCAAAAUGAAAGAGGAACGAGGCCACAAGACCGAGGAUUGCAUAGCCUACGACAAGAAGUAAUGAACAUGAUCCACCAAGGACAUUUAAAGGAGCUGAUGAGCGACCGAGGGAGAGCCAAUUUCGCCCGUGGACGAGAACCACAUCAAGGCCCCCCAAAGCUACCCUUCCCCGCCCGCACCAUCCAAAUGAUCAUUGGCGGAGGCGAUAAAGCAACAAUCAACCAUGUGAAGUUCACCACCACACACAAAUUGAAGCAGUCGAUCACCCAUGAACGAUAUGAUGACCUCGAAUACAGUAUCAUCUUUGAUAAGUCAGAUAUCCACGAUUUGACCUUUCCUCAUUUCGAUGCUAUUGUCAUUACUUUACAAAUUUUAGAUACCGAUGUAAAAAGAAUCAUGGUAGACAAUGGAAGCGGCGCGUGUAUUAUCCACUCCAGAAUUUUCACACAAAUGAGACUCGAGGAUGAGAUAGUUCCACGUUGCAUAACAGUAACAGGUUUUAACAAUGCAGUUGAACGAACCUCCGGAGAGAUAACACUGCCCGUUCUAGCCGGGGGCGUCACCCUGGAAACAACAUUCUAUGUCAUGAACCAAGACACAACCUACAACGCCAUUAUAGGGCGACCUUGGAUACACGCCAUGAGGGCCAUCCUGUCCAGUUUAUAUCAAGUCAUCAAGUUCCCUACCCCAUGGGGAAUAUUCAGCAUCCACGGGGAACAACACACAGCUAAAGAAUUCUAUCGCAUCUCCCAAGAUUGCACAUACACUCAACAGUUAAGAGAGGAAGGCUCAGGAGCAUAG